CUCUAAUGAUUCUAAGAAUCAUCCUAGUGAUGACAUGUGGCUACAAAAAGAAGUUGUAAUGCUUCUCAAAUAAUAUAUAGGGGAUUAAAAUUAGUUAAUGUACUUGUUAGUUAUUUAAUUUGCUAAUUCAAAUCGAAAAUGAUAUGUAACUGUGGUUUUAGAGACUAGCAAUGGAGCGACCGAGCAUAUACUUAAUACUGUGAUUCUACAAUUUUUUUUGCUGUUGUGAUUGGUUAACACUUCAAAGAAAAAACAGAACUGCCGAAUAAUUAUACUCAUUACGCCGACUACUAACUAAAGUGCGUAAGUUAUAAUUAAAAAUCAUAUGGGUUAGUAGUGAUCACGAUAGACCUAUGAAGCUGCGAUGGCUAAGAGCUUUCUAGAAGGAUGCAAAUAUCAAAGUAGGACCUACGAAAGAUGGCUAAGAUUAGUAAAGAGAAAGUUCUUUUUUUUUUGUUGAAAGUUUGGUUUAUUCAUGUUUGUUUUGUCUUUGCCAUCACAUUGGAUUAUAAAAUCUCAAUUUGAUGAUCUUUCCCUCCCUUAUGUGUGGCAACUGCAAAUUCUUGGUGAUAACCCAUAACAUAAGUUUCCUACCUAUUUCUUUGCUUUCCUGUACUUUACCAUUUAUUUUGAUGAGGUUCAUCGUGUGUCUUGUUUUGCAAGCCUUGUUGGUUCAUUAUUGCUUAUAUCCAAUUUGUAUUUCAAGCGAAAACCCUUAUAAAAAAUAAGUGAUUAAAAGUGGAUAAUUAUACUAUAAAUAUUAAUAUUAUAGUAAUUUGACUUUUGUAAAAUUGAUAAAAAUGUUUUUUCAUAAUUUAGAUAAAACAUCGUUAUCAUUUCUUUUACUUAAGUUACGUACAUAUUUUUUUUUUGAAAAAUGUCAUUUAGCUUUUUGUUUAACCAAAUUUUUGUAUUAACAUAAUAAAAACGAAUAUAGCAUGGUAACAAAUGUCACUAACUUGUUCUAAAGUUGAUGAAAUCUAUAAACCAUAACAUGCAACUUAUUACACUUUUCUAACUAAAAAUUUAAAAUGUCAAGAGAUUUCAGUAAUACUAUGAAUGAAACUUGCAAAGCAUGGGUAAAAGAAUCUGAAAUUGAUCAAUUUUAAAUGAUUCCUUUCAUAUAAUAUGUUUGAUAAAUGAAAUAUAAGACCAUGUCAACGUAUUCAAAGUAACCGAACUAUUAUGACUUUCACUCCCACCUCAAUUGGAAAAGUCUCCCUGUCUACGUGGAGCUCAGCUAGUGACACAUUUGCUGAUGUCACAACCCCCAAACUGGUCCCACCACCCUCUUUGAGUCUUUCCUCCUCUCUUCUUCUCCAAGCCUUCAACUUUUCAAAUAAUACUUCUCUAUAAACUUCACAUUCUUCUCCUCAUAACUAACUUCAAUUAAAAAAACAAAACCUUUAAGCAUGAAGAGCUUCUUCGAUGGUGGUCCUAAUCGAAAGCAACCAGCUUUACUAGCUGUUGUCCUGUUACUACUACUAACCAUGUCGGAGCUAGCUUCUGGUCAACCGAGCCAAUCCGACCCGAACAACCCGUAUGACUACGGCGGCAGGUUAAGUCCAGUCAUGGCUGUUGUCGUGGUGGUCGUGAUCGCUCUUCUCUUCUUCAUGGGCUUCUUCACCAUCUACCUCCGUCACUGCACCAGCGCAUCCGACGGCGGCAGCGUUAACCCACGUGUAGGCGCGAGGAGAGUGAUAAACUCGACGGUGGCGCGUGGGCUAGACGCGGAGAUGCUCGAGACGUUCCCUACUUUCGUGUACUCUGAAGUUAAGACGCAGAAGAUAGGUAAAGGCGCGUUGGAGUGUGCGAUAUGUCUGAACGAGUUCGAGGACGACGAAACGCUGCGUUUGCUGCCUAAGUGCGAUCACGUGUUCCACCCUCACUGCAUCGACGCGUGGCUGAAGAGUCACGUGACUUGUCCGGUUUGCCGGACCAAUCUCGCUGAGCAAGAGCAGACAACAGCUGGGCCGGUCGAACCGGAAGUUGUAACCGAAAUUGAUCUCGAGUCGCAGCAAACGGUGGUUCCUGAACCGGCGGUGGAAGGUGGGAGUGUGGCACGUGUCAAGCUCCCGAGGUCGCACACGACGGGGCAUUCGGUGGUGUUACCUGGAGAAUGUACCGAGCGGUUUACGUUAAGGUUACCGGAAGAGUUAAGGAAAAAGAUUAUGGCAAAUUGGAAGAUGAACCGGUCGAAUAGUCUUUUGGUUCGAUCGAGGAGUGGUAAACCGGUUGAACGGUCAAGGGCUCGGUCGGACCGGUGGUUGUUUAUCAAAACACCGUCGUUUUUGUGGAGGAGUAGGGACGAUGGUUCGAUUAGGCUAGGUGGUAACGGUAGUGUCAAAGCAAAUGCAGUAACAAGUCCAACCGGUGAUUCGGUACGAGCAGAAGGAUGGAAUUUUCUUAGAAACCCGUCUUUUAUGUGGAGGGGUACGCCGGUUCCUUCGCCGAGAGUUGAAGUUAAUAUUAAAGACGGUGAAGGAACAUCAUCGGUUCAAAGUCAACAUACGGGUACAGUUGGUUUAUCUAGUGGUUCCGUUAGAUUACCGGUUUAGGUGGCUUCUGUCUUGUUCUAUCAAAAAAAGUUUGUGUUGUUCAUACAAAAGAUUUUACGCAAUUCUUUUAUAUUGUCUUUUUCCUUUUAUGAUGUAAGAUAUUUAAUGUCAAUCCCAUGGACAAGGAGAUUGUAUUGUUUUAUAUUA
This is a messenger RNA of Brassica rapa (field mustard), 2705 nucleotides long. RefSeq names its product E3 ubiquitin-protein ligase ATL31. NCBI's taxonomy places the organism in Eukaryota, Viridiplantae, Streptophyta, Magnoliopsida, Brassicales, Brassicaceae. The record is from RefSeq and is a predicted model, not a curated record.